GGCGAGGGGAGCGUAUAAAAGGUGUCUCUGAGUUGUAACUCAGCAGAGAGCAUCACUACGGCAAAGAUGGCAAACACCGGUGGCGUCUUCUUCCUCCUUUUUGGGAUCAGUGGACUGUUGACUGGAGCUUGGUCUUGGCCUCGAUUCAACGACAAAGCAGCAGGUGGCUGCUGUCCUAGUGGAUGGACCGUGCUGGAUGAUCACUGUUACAUCUUCCAAGGUGAACCCAGGACGUUUGCAGAUGCAGAGAGUGUUUGCAACAUUUUAGGUGGGAAUCUGGUCUCCAUCCGCAGUUACGUGGACAAUUUGUUGGUUGUCGGACUGGUGAAAGAAGGCGGAGUGGACUUUGCCUGGAUUGGACUGCAUGACGCCAUUCAGCUUGGAGAUUUUCUCUGGACUGAUGGCACAGACUUUGAUUUCAAUGGUUUUCAAUUCGGAGAGCCUGACGGCACUGGAGUCUGUGUGGAGCUUUACGCCGCUGAUGGAACUUUUUUCGAUGAGGACUGCACCGUCAAACACGCUUAUGUUUGCAUCAGAGAUCGGUUCUGUGACGGUCUCUAAUCGGCCUCCGUACUGUACCAUCACGUCUUCUUGAAUGAUGUCUUUUACUAAUCAGGAUGAAUAUUCUCAAAUAAUAUCAAAACUGUGUGGUUGUAUUUGGAUCUCUGGUUCCACUAUCAUGUUAUUUUCUUGUCCUUUUACACGGAUCAGUUGUCACAAUCACUUGGCAGUCAACAUGUUUGAAACCUCACUACUAAAUAAAGAAACAUGUCCCCAUCAAA
This is a messenger RNA of Nerophis ophidion (straightnose pipefish), 782 nucleotides long. Its product is annotated as snaclec stejaggregin-A subunit beta-1-like. The coding region runs from base 67 to 561 and encodes 164 amino acids. The transcript has 7 exons. Lineage: Eukaryota; Metazoa; Chordata; Actinopteri; Syngnathiformes; Syngnathidae. The record is from RefSeq and is a predicted model, not a curated record. Gene Ontology annotation, molecular function: signaling receptor activity.